Messenger RNA from Triticum aestivum (bread wheat), 1589 nucleotides. RefSeq names its product FHA domain-containing protein FHA2. The record is from RefSeq and is a predicted model, not a curated record. NCBI's taxonomy places the organism in Eukaryota, Viridiplantae, Streptophyta, Magnoliopsida, Poales, Poaceae. The transcript is spliced from 5 exons. Gene Ontology annotation, molecular function: protein binding; sequence-specific DNA binding. The coding region runs from base 330 to 1406 and encodes 358 amino acids. Gene Ontology annotation, cellular component: nucleus. Gene Ontology annotation, biological process: regulation of ribosomal protein gene transcription by RNA polymerase II.
CACACGAAAAGCAGAGAGGGAGAGCUCGUCGUCUCGCGUGACCGGGCCCAGCUCGACCCCCACCCAGAUCCGGGCAUCUUCUCCGGCCGGCCGGGAUCUCCCGCCGUCGUGCAACGGCCGAGUGGCCUCCCGGGCUAGGACCAGUCUGUCUUUGCGCCGGUGACGGGUGAGUUCAGAGUUGUAGCGCCGGCGACCGGAGUGGAGGAGGGAGGCGGGGUUUUGCGUCCAGACCCCCCCGCGACUGCGACGCCGGAUAGCGGACGCUGGCGGCUCGUCUGACGACGCUCCGGUUGAUCGGUUGAAAAAUCGGGGGUUCAACUAAAGCCAAUAUGCCUCAUGCCGAGGGUGCUUGUGCAAUGCCCGCCGGUGAUGGUGAAGUGGAGGCAGGGUUCGCCAAGCUGCAGGGUGAGGAUUUUGAGUACUACAUGCAGGCCUACUCUAUCAUGCUGGGCCGCAGCAGCAAGAAAUCGACGGUGGAUGUCGAUCUCUCCAGCCUUGGUGGGGGGAUGAACAUUUCGCGCCACCACGCGCGGAUAUUCUAUGACUUCCAGCGCCGCCGUUUCACGCUCGAUGUCAUCGGCAAGAAUGGCUGCCAUGUUGAGGGCGUCCUGCAUCUCCCUGGGAAUUCUCCUCUUAAGCUUGACUCGCAGGACCUCCUUCAGAUUGGGGACAAGCGGUUUUACUUCCUCCUGCCCACGAGGUCUAUCUUUGCGUCGCUUGCCGCUACUCAACAAGCCCCUGUUCUUCCCUCACAGAUCCCGCCGCCAUCGUAUGUGCAGCCAGGGCACCCUCGUGUGUCCGAUUUCCAUGACCGCCUCCCUGAAGGUGAUUAUGGCUGGGACAGUGAUGACGUUGGGAAUGGUGUCAGUGCAAGUGGAAUGAAGGGCAAGCUGAAGAUAACCAAGAAGUCUCCCGGAGAUUUGGACGUCUACGGUGGGCACAGAAUCAAUGUUGAACCAAUAGGAAUAGUCGGCGAAGACAACAGACCAGAAAUAAGGCUGAGGGGUGACGGGGAUGUGGACAACCAGCACAUCGUUCAAUUGGAAGAGAAGGAAGUCGUGUCAUCUGUUGCGACUGUGUUAUCUGACCUAUGUGGUCCUGGACAAUAUAUGCCUAUGAGAAAACUCCACACAGAGUGGGAAAGACUUGCAAGUAUAUCCUCUGCUUGUGCACCGGUUUGGCAACGUGUGGCACCACACCAGGGUGCGGAAGUACCUGACCUGGGAGGACUGGUCGCCGAUUAUAGCCAAGGGGAGGCCGUGGUUCGGGCUGCUGGAGCUGCUCAGGAAGCACCCAGAGCACUUCGUCAUCAACACGAAAUGGAAGGGCAGGGCGAUCUUGGAGUUUGUCUCGCUGGUUUCCUUGCUCUCCUAGGCGGAACCACAGACCAGCAAGUCUGUCUCUAAGCUUUUCUUGCGUUUUGUUUCGCACCUGUAGUCCAGUAUCCAGAAGGCCGGGUCGUGUCCUGAUUUGUGUAUGAGAGAGCAUCAGUUUGAUGGAGUCACUGUAUCCUGAGUUUCUCUGACUUAGCUCUGUAGUGUCGACAAUGUUGUGUGGAAACUUCGACUUUUAAGUGGUAUAUUCAGUUC